AUGGCGCCGACUCGGCCGAGCGACAAGAAGGACCCCAGCGCCAGCGCGCUCCUUGUCGACGCCGAAACCCAACUGGCGGUAGGCAACCUUGACGAGGCCAUCAUUCUCGCGACGAGAGCGCUGGAGACAACCGGUCCCGGUGGUGACUUCGAACUCCGAUCACUCAACCUCCUCGGCAUCCUGCACGUCGAGACUGGCGACGUCGAUGACGCACAAGCAUUCUUGGAACGCGCCGUGAAGCUCGACGAGCAUGGCAUCGUGGACGAAAAGGUCGGCGGCGGGCCGGAAAAGUUUCUCCUCCUCGCCCAGCUGAGUGAGGAAGGAGGACAGGACAGCGUGCGGUGGUUCGAUCGCGGAGCAUCGACGUUGAGGAAGCAGAUCCAGGACCUGACCGACCUCGCGAGCCGGACGGCCGAGCAGCAGACAAGCUUGGAGGAGAAGCAACAGAAGCUUGGCGGCGUGCUGUGCGCCGUGGCCGAGGUCUACAUGACGGAUUUGUCGUGGGAGGAAGAUGCCGAGAGUCGGUGCGAGGCCCUCGUCACCGAAGCCAUGAUGAUCGCCCCGAGCUCGCCCGAGACGUGGCAGACGGUCGCCAACGUGCGAAUCUCCCAGGAGCGUCUCGAGGAAGCUAAGGGAGCUCUGAAGCGGAGCCUCGAGCUGUGGCAGAGCCUCCCACCCGAGCACCCCAUGAUUCCCGAGUUUGCGACCAGAGUUGGUCUGGCACGCCUCCUUCUAGAAACGGGGAUGGAGGACGAGGCAUUGAAAGUGCUCGAGCGGCUCGUCACCGACGAUGACCAGAGCGUCGAGUCCUGGUACCUCGGAGGCUGGUGCCUCUACAUGGCGGGCGAGAAGCAGCGCGACGCCGGCGUGGCCGCCGAGACACAGAACGGCGAGGACUGGAAAACGACGUGGUCCACGGCGCGGAAGUGGCUGGCACAAUGCCUCAAGCUAUACGCCGCGCUCGAUUACGAGGACGAGCCACUCGGCGAGCAUGCCGUCGAGCUGUUCCAAAACAUCAACAAGGCGCUCGGCGAGAUGGCCGAAGGUGAAGAGGAGAACUGGGAUGACAGCGGUGACGACGACGACGGCGAGGAUGGCGAUGAGGACGAGGAGAUGCAGGACUGA
Messenger RNA from Drechmeria coniospora, 1125 nucleotides. RefSeq lists its product as uncharacterized. Gene Ontology annotation, molecular function: protein binding. Lineage: Eukaryota; Fungi; Ascomycota; Sordariomycetes; Hypocreales; Ophiocordycipitaceae. The transcript has a single exon. The coding region runs from base 1 to 1125 and encodes 374 amino acids. The record is from RefSeq and is a predicted model, not a curated record.